Molecule: messenger RNA, 7993 nt
Organism: Pectinophora gossypiella (pink bollworm)
Lineage: Eukaryota; Metazoa; Arthropoda; Insecta; Lepidoptera; Gelechiidae
Gene: fid
Product: protein piccolo
Exons: 7
Coding region: 305-4723 (1472 amino acids)
Biological process (GO): tRNA wobble uridine modification
Cellular component (GO): nucleus; cytoplasm
Molecular function (GO): tRNA binding; S-adenosylmethionine-dependent methyltransferase activity
Source: RefSeq, a predicted model, not a curated record
UUCGUACUACGAAGGAUGUUCGACAAUAAAAAGUGAAAGCAGUUCCUAACAUAACACCCCUUCGGUUUUUCCCAAGUCGGGUAAAAAAUAAUCGAAAAAUAAAAUAGUGCAAUGAAAUUCAAAUAAAGAAGAUUCGUGAUUGGUGGAGACUUUGUGUUCGGAAUUUGAACUGGCCAAUCGCGUGUUGUUGGCAAUGAGCGGGAAGACUCGUCGGCGUCUGCGCACUCCGGUAUGACUGUAGCGACACGAAAACGUCACGCUGCUGCCACAAUAUGAUAAAGCGCAGUGCAAUGGCGGUCCGGUGAUGGCGGAUGGGUGCGCGGGAGCGGGCGAGUGCGCGGCGCGCGGUGCGGCUUUGGAGCGAGCGUAUGUCCACGACGUGUACGAGCAGGCGGGCGACAGCGGGGACGACGCGCCGCGCCCGCCUGCGCCCGCCGUGCGCGCCUUCCUCGCGGACCUCGAGCCCGGCAGUCUCGUGUGCGACGUCGGAUGCGGCAACGGCAAAUACCUGAGUGUGAAUCCGUCCGUGUUCGCGGUGGGAGGGGACCGGUGUUCCAGGCUCACCACGCAUGCGCGACACCACCAGAACGAAGUGGUGGUAUGUGACAACCUCUGCCUGCCGUUCCGCGAUGAGUCGUUCGACGCGGUGUUGUCCAUCGCAGUGGUGCACCACUUCGCGACAGUGGAGCGACGCGCCAUGGCGCUGCGUGAGCUCGCCAGGGUGACGCGCAUCGGCGGCCGGCUGCUGCUCACCGUCUGGGCUAUGGAGCAUGAAGGGCGGAACUUCCAUUCACAGGACGUGCUGAUACCGUGGCACCGGCCGGCGACGCUGUGCCCUCCUCCACCGGCGCCGAGGUUCCUCUCAGUCGAUAACGACCAAAACGCAGAGCCUUGGAAGAGCCGCGACGGUUCCCCAGGGUCCUCAUCCUUGUCAUCGCCCAACGAAACCUGCUACUCGUUUGUACGACGUGCUCUCCAGAGACUCGCUGGACGCCGCUCGUUCCUGCCCUCGUGGGGCCUAGCCAGGGUCCCCCCGAGGCCCUGCGUCCGCCCAGAACCACCCGCUGCUGACCUUCCCAUAGAGCUCAGAAGGCUAGACGAAGCCCUACCACCACGACUCAUCCCACAAAACUCUGACACGUCAACCUUGAAAUCCAGAAGUCUCACUGACAUCGCCGAUAUCGACACUCGAGCACUAAUCCGAUCUAGAUCCAGCUUACCCAGCUUAGGUAUAGAAGAAAUUGAACCUACGCCAAAAGAAAACCCAAUCCCAGAAGCACCUGAGCCGCGAAAGAAACCUCGCCUCGUCAAACAGAAAAAGUCAAUAAACGAAGACGAUGCAGACGAGGAUCUCGACAAACCUACCGACAUGAAAAGUUUGGUCGAAGAAAUGCCUAAUUUUAAAGUCCAUACGAACAGGUUGCAGUCGAGAAAGCCUGGAGUUUUUAAACAGACGUCACUAAAUGAAGAACUUAUGUCUGUCGAACGGUUAAGGGAAAAAGAAAGAUUACGAAAGAACAUACAAAAACAAGCUUCACUUAACGAAGAGUAUUUAUACAGACGUCCAGGUGCCUUGGAUUCAAUACGUGAUUCAAUAUUUUCAACGUCAGCGACCACCGCUAAAAAGUUUCAGUCACUGAAAAACGGCCUCACUAGUAAGUUCAAAACGUCUACAACGAAUAUUGAUAAAGUAACGGUAUUCGUCAGAAUGCUUCAAGGAUGGAAGAGUCACGGGCCGGUGCCUGAAGUUCCUACACCCAGCGAAAAUAACCCUGGAAGCGAGAAAAAUUACCCUGAGAGACGCCAUUCGAGGGAGGACGGUUCUGACUCAUCUAAAGACAGUAGUCUACAAAGCGACACAAGUGUGGACUCAGAGGAUAGCUUUGCUUCUGUAAUAUACGUUCCGAAGGCAGACGGUUCAGGAGAUCCUCUAUCACCGACGCCGCUAUCACCAGGGCCGACUUCACCUCGACUAAAAGUGUCUUCGGUACCAACAUCUCCCAGACUGAAGAGUUCCCCGGGGCUGCCAUCGCCGAGAAUAAAACAAGCCUUCCCGCUAAUUCGGCCGCCAGCAUCGCCUAGCGCCGUUCAAACUCCCGGUUCUGUAAACAAAAUAUUAGUAGCUCAGUACAGUUUGAAAAACUAUUCGACAACGAAUACUAUGUGUAAUAUUCCAUUGAAACCUCAAUCAAAGAGCCAGCCAAAUUCACCGCCUAAAGGUGAAGCUGAAGAGAAAAUUAUUAAACCUGAACCUGAACCCAUAAUAAAUAAAAAUGUUUCAAUGGAUUUAUUUGAAGAAAUUGAUCAUCCAAUACCACCUAUACUAGAAGAAGAGGAAACUCCUACUGAAGUGACUAAGGAACUUAUUGCAGAAAUAAAUAAAGAUAUAGAAGAAAUACACAAACUCACAGCUGAAACGAAUCACCUGAAACCUCGAAUCGUGUUGCAGGAUAUUAAACCAUAUCCGAAAAUAACUUUACAAACGGUGGCAGAACUUCCAGAGAUUCCGCAGUACAAGCCUAAAGAACCAAACAGAUCCCCUACUGAUACUUUAGAUUCGCGAUCAUCUGAUCGAAAGCGAAAAGAAAGGAUUCGUCAGAUAAAGGAGAUGCUAAAUAAGGGCAUCCCAGGCGCAAACAUUGGUAGAAGAUCAGGCUUUCCAAUCGUUCGCACCAGCAAAGCAGAUCAAUUUGCCAAGAGCCAUCCUAAACUGAUGUCGCUAGAACUAUUCAAUCCGGCUACAGACGACAUAGAUAGUGAUUCCAGCGGUGUGUCUUCGCCAGAUUCAGUUGACAGUGUUAUAAGCGUAGUGCCCGAAGAGCUCCGAAAAACUGCAAUUGAAAAAGACCUAGAGAAGAAAGAAGAAUCUUGUAAUAUUAUCAACAUUGUAACAACAACUGAAAAAUCACCUUCGGUUUCCCCGGUUCCACAAACUUUGAUAGAGGCGGCCGCAGAAGUUGCUCAUUCUUUGGAUGAAACAUGUGAGACUGUUAUUCAAUCCAGUCCAAGAUCGAAAAGAAAACAUCUGGAAAAACUAGAAAGCGCUGAAGCAAUGGCUAUCGUUCAAGGAGCUUCUAGCAGCAGCAGUAGUAGCAAUUGGAGCCUAAAUAAAUUGUCUCCUGGCGAUCUAAGAAUAUUGGAAGAUAGAUCGCGAUCUUCUCAUACAAGUUCCAGUGGAAGUUCUUCGAGUUUAGAGCGGCUCUCACCAGGAAGGAGGUCUAAAGACAGGUCGCCGAAACAAGGCAGUACCAGCAACUCUACCUGGAGUCUAAAUAGACUGUCUCCUAAUAGGCCCGAGGGACGGUCUCUUGACGAGAAUCUUGGCAGAAACCACAGAAGUCCCACUAGACUGUACGAUUCAGUUUCAAUAUCCAGUACUGAUUCUGAAAAGUCAAUUUCUAAAUCGGAAAGUUUCAACCGGAUACAAAAUGAGCCAUUGGUGACGUGUAAAUCGGACAUGUUAGCAAAAGACGAUGUUUGGGCCGACCAAGACCGCGGUGAACAUCUUACAGAAUUUGCUGAGAAACUCAGCGAAAAAUUGCUACAAGAAAUAGAUCAAUACUCAAAACGAAUCAACGAGGAAGAUUUCGAUCUACCAAGCAGCAGUAGUAGCGAAAAAAGCAUUUCUCUCAGACUUAAACGGGAGGAAGAAGACAGAAAUACACAAAAGAUAUUAGACGAGUUAUCAGACAGCUUGCAGCACCUUGAAGAUCCUUAUCUCAACAAAAAUAAGGCAGAUUUACAUGGUUCUGGUAAACUGAGUUCAGACAUUCAAGAAAGAAUAAAAUACGUAGCGGCCCUGAAUGAGACACAAGAGACUGAUAUCACCAAACUGUUUCCUAAGUGUGGCACUAAAGUAAAGAGUAAGAAAAGGUCAAGAGACGUUGAUCCUAUUAUAAACAAAUAUAGAGAAUUAAAGAGGUCUCUAAAAGUGGCAAGCGAAGAAGACAUUUAUCUCAAUAAUUGUGCCAACGUCCAGUACAAUACAAAACCUACUCUAGAUGAUAAAUUACCCGACAUAGACACUAAAAACCCCGACGAUGACAGUGCGAUAUCCUCGACCAAUGGCAACCCAGAAAUCACUAUAGAUUCUGGUCAAUCUUACGAUACAAGUCAAUCGCUUGAAACUGGCUACUCUUUGGAGUCUGAAAUCAGCGUAGAUUCGUUAUGUACGAGCACAGAUAAAAGAUCUUCCCUAAAAGUCGGCCAAUCAACGGACUCCAGCGACUUGGACAAGAUGGAAAUCAGUCCAGAGUCCAUAACUUCACGAUCCAGUACCAGUACAGCACCUUUGAAGUCAGGAUUUUCUAUAGAAUCUAGCGACACGUCAGCGGGUAGCGAUUGGAGUCGACGGGAUAAGACUGGUAGUACUGCGUCCUUGGGCUGCGCUAGUUUGGCUUCGUUGCCAUCGUGUAGUGAGUGCUCGAAGGAGAGGAAAUUGCUGGAGACGCGUUCGUCGUCAGAAGAUACGGCUGCAGCUUCGGCUGUGCCCGUCCGCGCCGGGCCGCACGCACCGCUGUUGCCUUCUCUAAGCGACGGGUCUGACAGCCUGCCGUCAGAAGGAGGCGCGGUCACCUACCAUAGAUACUACCACGUCUUCAAACGAGGCGAACUCGACCAACUCAUCGAAAAGUACGUAGAAAGCCUUCACGUGGUAUCGUCUUACUACGACCAAGCCAGCUGGUGUGUGAUAGCUGAAAAAGUUCAAGUUUGGACCAUUUAAUACGUUCUUGGUUAAGCACUUCUCGCUGCUGUUUCAAGGUUUGCGUUCGCUGGAGUUAUGGUUGGCUAUAACUUAACACUUACUUUCCUUGACGACAUCUUAUGAAAUAGUGAAAAUUAUAAAGAACAUUACAUAACCUAUAAAGACACUCUAACAAGUGCAGUGAUUAUAACCAAGUGACCUUCCUAACGAACUCUAGCGAGUGUUAAGGACAUUCAUCAAACGGAUCUUAAAGGUAUGUUACCCUAUUCAAAAUAUGCCAAAAGCAAAGCUUUUGUUUUUUAAAUUAUAUUCUAGUCACUCUAUACUGGUUUAAUAGUUGUUAUAAAUUUAAAUUCUGCCGUUUGCAGAGUGCGGCCUUUCGAGCUGUGCUGUGCUGUGGCAUUUAUAGUAUUCUAUGCGAGAUUAGAACUCGUAUGAAAUGAAAACUAAGAGCUUUAAAUAGUGAAAAAUUUAAAUAUAUACUUCAGUGGCUCAAUAUAAUAUAAGCUAUUCAUAGCUUAUUUACUAUAUCUACAAUUCACGUAUACCUUUCCUACAGUCGUAUAAUGUAACUUUGGCUGGAUAUACCAUAUACAAAUACCAACAAUUACUAAGUGCUUAAUAACUAUAUUAAGUCAGAUUAUUGCCCUAAUACUAAAGAUUUCGGCAGCGGCGGCCCUAGCAAAAUAUUUAGGCGAGAUCUCAAAGAGGCACCGCCAGCCCCUUAUAACCACCCGUUAUGAGCAAUCUAACCCGAUGAAGUUAGUUUGCGGCCAGGGUGAACCAGACUUGUUUGAUUUUGGCGAAGCCGUUUUUUUGGUGCGCCGAAGCCUUAACACCUUAAGAGGGUAAGUGGUAAUACGUUUCCAUAGCGAUUCCUUAGCGUUGUAAGUUGUAACCUGCACGAAUCGAGACGCCUCGCAGAUACGUGCAGAUCCCGACGCCAUUUUGGUUUAUUUCUUUAAAAUAAACCGUUAAAACGCUACGCCGUUAAAUAAAAAAAUUGAUAUUUCCAUAAUAAAAAUCAAUUAGCACGACACGAUGCACUCACACAAUUACAUUAAAUAUAAAAAAGAAAAAUAUAUUUAAUUUGGACGGGUUAUACUCAUAGCUGGGCAUUAACUCGUUAAUCCGUUAAUCGUUAAUUAACGAAGUUAACAUUUUGAUUAACGGAUUAACUUUUAAGUUAACUUUUAAAAAUGUUAACGGACACGUUAACUUCCGUUAAUAUGCAGAAGUCCGUUAAUCGUUAAUCCAAUGCCUACUAUUUACCACACGGCACCACGGCGCGGCGCGAAAUACAGGUUCAGACGAGUAUGAAACGAAACGUAUGACAGCAGUUGAGUGGACGCAGUAAAAAAGUGUAUGAAAAAAAGGUAGAAGAUGCCUUACGACAAGAAGCAGUGGAAAAUUCGAAAGACAGAGAUAGUUUAAGUGGCGGUGGGAGCAAUGCGAGUAACAACGAUGAUUUGAUGACUUUUUCAGUUCUGUCACUCAGUCUAAGGAAAACCCAAAGAGCUCCAACUCUUUACAGAGUAAAGCGUAAUGUCCAUGGACAUGGAAUCAAAAGACUCGUUCAACGAACAGAUAUUCAUAAAUGUAUUUAUUAAAUACAAUACUGCUCAAGCACUAAUACUGUUCAAGCGCUGCAGUUGAACGUCUGUUUUCCACGGGUAAAGACAUUUUAACACCAAAAAGAGCCUCAGAUGAGAACUUCGACAUGUCAUGAAGGGGAAUAUGCACCUUAUGCCCGACAAAGUACUUUGUUUUAUUUCUAACCUGUUAACUUCCAGAACCUAAACCAACAAGUUUUAUAAGUUCACUAACGCAACGCAAUAAAUAUGCAAUUUUACACAUACCUAUUAACGGAUUAACGAUUAACGUUAACUUGCGUUAAUUCUUCCGAAAUGUAACGUUUUAACGUUUAACGAAGCUAACUUUUUUUGUAGCGGAUUAACGAUUAACGAAGUUAACUAUUUGAUUAACGGUGCCCAGCUAUGGUUAUACUUAUACACGACUACGUAAUCGCUGCGCAAUCGAAACGUUAUUACUACUUGCCUAACCUCAGUAGUUCCAGUAAUAAUAAUAAAAAAAGUUUAUUUAGGUAAAACCUACGACACACAUAUACAUUUACAACAUUAAAAUAUGUCUACACACUUUAAUAUUUAGUUGGAAAACAUAAAGGUAUAUGGUUGCCGCAGCUCACCAAAAAAGGCCAGGGUUCAGUGAAUAUUUACCCAGAGGGCAACACUGAUAUAUCACAGUCCAGACACAGUCCAGUCUGUGUGUCACAGUUCCAGUCUCCAGAUAUAUUUAUUAUAAUAACUAUUAAGUAUAUGACAAUAAACAUGAAUAGCAAUCAUAUUAUUGUAAUUGUUUGGUGUUCGUUUAUGGUAUAGCGGUAUUUAAUUGUCAUUAUAUCCGAUAAUGUUUAAGUUACAGUAUUACGCACAUUGUAUCCAUUAUUAGUCACACUUAAUGUCAAGAUUCCUUAUUUGUAUGUAUUUGUCGCGUAAAAUUAGUUACGACAGUUUCAUAUAUAAUAAACCCGCAGUUUUAUAUAAAAACUUAUCAUAAAAUGUACAAUAGUUAAUUAACGAUAUUUAUAAACGAAUUACAACUUAUAUUGCGCCUUAUCAAUGUAUCGACCUACGUGUAAGAUAUAAUAUUCAGGGUAGUUUCCAACUAGUCAAAUCAGUUACUUGUUUCCAAACGUCAAAGAAGAAAUGACAAUUGAAUUUUGAAUAAAAUAAACAUGUGACGUUAUGACGCUAAGCUUUUCUAUGGAAAAGCUUGACAAAAUAUUGCACUUAUCAUUAUAUUUUUCUUUAUUAAAAUUCAUAAAUAGGUUAAAUAGAAAAAAGAAUGAGUGUUUUCUGACACCUUUAGAUCUGUCUUUAUUUAAUAAAAUAAUCAGAAUGUCAUAAUAUAUCUUUGACCUAGGAAACUACCCAAUUCUAUAGCUAUCUAUAGAAUUUAUAAGUGGGGACGACCGUAUGGAGGAUUUUGACAUAUUGUGUGACUUGAACAUAGUUUACAAGCAGAAAUGGGCUCUAUAAGAAUAGCGUAUGGGUCCAUAGUACUGUACAACCCAGAUAUUGCUGCAUUGUACUUAUAAUUCAUACUAAUUGGACCAUUUAGUGAGAGGUAGACAUCGUAGACGCGUAUUGUUCCCCGCUGCUAGCAUUCGUAAUACUUGAAAGUACAAAUACAUGCAUAAAUCAAUUCGUUUAAUACUCAAUAUAUUAUGUAUAAUCAAUAAGUACUUUAUAAAUACUGAGCCUUAAC